This is a messenger RNA of Aspergillus niger, 399 nucleotides long. RefSeq lists its product as hypothetical. The transcript is spliced from 2 exons. The record is from RefSeq and is a predicted model, not a curated record. NCBI's taxonomy places the organism in Eukaryota, Fungi, Ascomycota, Eurotiomycetes, Eurotiales, Aspergillaceae. Bases 1 to 399 code for a protein of 132 amino acids.
AUGGCCUCGACGUAUGAUCUUGUGAACUAUGACUCCGACGAGGAGAGAGAAAGGCAUCCUAUUGUCCCCUUCGCUAACCUCGCGUCCGCUGCUUUUUUCAUGGCUGGCUUGUUGGAACAGGCCGGGAUUACUUACGGACUAAUGGGUGGGCUUGCGGUCGCGUUCUUGGGCAGCAACCGAGCCACUCGGGAUGUUGACAUGGCCUUCCAGGCAUCUGGGAAAAUGCGGGACAUUUGGAGGAUUGUGGAACCCGAGCCACGUUUGAUAAUCCCGAACACCAAAUUGGUCAGUAAUAUUGUGAAGGUAUUUGUUCGCACUGGCCCAAAUUACGAUGGUUGCGUAAACGUGCUACAUGUCGAGGUUGAUCUUAUCGAGAGUGGUAAGUUUGUGACUACCUAA